Messenger RNA from Paramecium sonneborni, 2155 nucleotides. Lineage: Eukaryota; Ciliophora; Oligohymenophorea; Peniculida; Parameciidae. The record is from the annotation of a GenBank genome assembly.
UCUUAUCUUAAUAAAUGGGGUAUUUGAACGAUAAAGGAGUAACAUAUGAUUAUUUUGAAUCAUUGGCAUUCUAAAAGACAUUAAAGGAAAAAGGAAUAGUGUAAUUUUUGAGUUUGUUAAAAAUCUUUGGUAAAUUCUAAUUACAUGAACAUUAAUUUGAACAUCUAUCAGAUCCAAAUGUGAAAUAGGUAGAAACAAAGAUGUAAUUAUUUUGGGGUGAUGAAUUUGAAGGACAUGUGAUAAAAUUAUAUGAUGAUAAGAAAUUGGCACUAUUGAAUCCAAAUACAAGUAAACUAUUAGAAAUAUCAAUAGGUGGUUUAUUUUAAAGUUUAGGUGAAGAAUAAUAGAAAAAGUUGCCAUUUGUUAUAUUGCCAGAAUUUGGUGCUUGGAUGAUAGAAUUAACCCCAAACAAACCAUAUUAAUGCAUGUGUUUCAAUUUUGAUUAAGUGUUAAUUAAUAUGAGAAAGAGAAUUUAAACACUCUAAAGUUAUUUACCAUAAGGGAAUUAAUAUGUAUUGAUCCCUGUUUAUCCAAUGUUGGGGGUAGGUAGAUUCACUACAACACUAGAGAGUGAUUUAACUGCUUCUAUGAUAGAGAAAAUAAGAAGUCAAACAAGUUAUAUAGAAGGAACACCAACUUUAUAAUAAGAUGAAAUAUAAUUCCAAAAUGAAAAAUUGAUAUAACCAGCUACACCAUAUAAAGAAUUACCAGUCGAACCUAUUUGUAAUUAUUUUUCUUAAAGCAUAUAUUUUGAUGAUAGGAUUAUUAAUCCUCAUCCAAGAUAUGCAACACUUGCUUAAAAUAUUAGAUUAAGAAGAGGAUCUAAGGUUGAAAUUAAAAUUCCAUUAUUUAUUGAUUAAAAUACAAAAAUUGAAUAAUCUGAAUAUGAACCUAAUCCAGGGUAAUUAUAUAUUAUUAUUAUUAGAUUUAUUACUAUGGAUCAUAUGGGUUUUGGAAUGGGAAAUUGUGCACUUUAAACUACAUAUUUGAGUAUUGAUAUAGAUCAUGCCAGAUUAUUAUAUGAUUAAUUGGCUGUUUUAGCUCCUUUAUUUGCAGCUUUGACAGCAGGUAGCCCAAUUUAUAAAGGGAAAAUAUCUAAUUGGGAUACUAAAUGGGAUUGUUUAGAAAUGUCUGUUGAUUGUAGAAGUGAAAAUGAAAGAAAUCCUAAAAAUCCUAAUCAUAUUCCUAAAUCAAGAUAUUCUUCCAUUUCAUAUUUCAUAUCUAAUGAUAAAAUGAAUUUAGAAGAAUACAAUGAUUUAAAUUUCCCAGCCAAUUAAGAAAUAAUGCAAUUUGCUCAAUAAAAAGCAAAAUAAAUGGAUAUACCUUUAGAUCAAAAAUUACUUAGACAUCUUGGUAUCCUUUUUUUGAGAGAUAAUAUGGUUAUGUUUAAAGAUAAAAUACAUAUUGAUGAUAAUACUGCUCAUUUUGAAGCCAUCUAAUCUAGUAAUUGGAAUUCAGUUAGAUUUAAACCACCUCCUUCUUAUAAUUCUAAAAUUGGAUGGAGAGUAGAAUUUAGAACUAUGGAAAUUUAAUUGACUGCUGAAGAAAAUGCUGCAUGGUCUAUUAUGAUACUUAUGAUCGUGAGAUUAUUCUUUACAGUAUAUUUUUAUUUUUAUUUUAGAAACAUAUUCCAGUUAACUUUUACAUGCCAUUAUCACUUGUUGAUGAAAAUAUGAGAAGAUCAAAGGAAAAAGGAGCUAUCUUAAAUUAAAAAUUUUAUUUUAGAACCAACUUUUAAGAAUUCGGUCCGGCUAUUAUUGAAGAAUUAUAUUUAAAAGAAAUAUUCUUCGGUAAAUAAGAUGGAUCUUUUAUUGGAAUCAUAGGAUUAAUUUACUAAAAUAGAAAUGUUGUUAGUACUUAGUAAUGUUCUUAAAAGGAUGAAAAUAUUUAUUAAAAAAAUAAGAAACUUUAAGAUGAAGUCAUAGAGUUUGUUAGAAAGAAAGUUUAUGGCAAUACUAAAACACUUGCUUCCUGGAUGAGAGAUUUUGUAAUCUCACAUCCUAAUUAUAAUAAAGAUUCAAUUGUAACACAUGAAAUCAAUUAUGAUCUCAUUAAAACACUCACUGCCAUUAAAGAUAGACAAAAAGAGGAUCCACACUUUCCCUUAAUAUUUAGUAUGUGAUUUUAUAUUUAAAACUCAAUUUAAUCUUUAAAU